Arabis nemorensis is the source of this 216-nucleotide messenger RNA. Lineage: Eukaryota; Viridiplantae; Streptophyta; Magnoliopsida; Brassicales; Brassicaceae. The record is from the annotation of a GenBank genome assembly.
AUGUUUGAACAAGGAGUUUAUUCUGACCAGAGCAUAUGUGAUGAGGAAGAUGCUUACAUGGAGAACUUAUGUUCUGAAAGUGAAGAAGGCUAUGGUCGUGAAUCAGACAGAGAAGAACUUGAGCAUGAACCACCAGAUUUUAUUCAAUACAACUCAAGCCAGCAAAAGUGGUAUAAAGAAGAAUUGGAAGGCCGUGGAGAGAUAAUUUUCAAGUAG